AUGUUCCAAUGGGUUCAGAGUGAGCGAAUGACUGGAAAGUUUUACAAGGGAGAAUUUGUGGACCACCUAGUCCCUGGUGGGUAUGUAAUAGGGAGAGAAUGGUUUGUCAAUUUAAAUAACAAAUCAAAGCUAAGGAUUGUCGAUGAUGAGUGGUAUGAACCAAGCAGUUCAGUGCCUCCAAUUGAAAUAAAUAACCUAAACACUCAAGUGUUCAACGACUCUCUGUAUACAGGAGAUAUAAUCAAUCCAAAAAUUGGUGACAUUAGAAUAACAUUUUAUGGGAGUGAGGAUGUCGAGUUCAGUGCCAUAGGUAAACAGACGAGCUCUCUAUUGGGAGAAUAUCAAUUAAAACCAAACAAAAAAAUGGUCCUAGUGGCUGCAAAAUUUUACGAUAAACAGGAAUUGCAGGAUUAUAUUUACAGCCAAAUUUCGAAAGUAAACAUAGAAAUAAUAAGAAUUGUUCUUAUUUUACUGCUAACUGCACUUGUUUAUGAAGAAAUUAAAUCUGAAAAGGUACACAUGUUUUAA
Molecule: messenger RNA, 528 nt
Organism: Theileria parva strain Muguga
Lineage: Eukaryota; Apicomplexa; Aconoidasida; Piroplasmida; Theileriidae
Exons: 4
Coding region: 1-528 (175 amino acids)
Source: RefSeq, a predicted model, not a curated record